CUCUUCAAUUAUUUGAUUUUUCUGUGAUUGUUGAAGGUUGAAGACAAUGUCGGAUGAGGAAAGAGAGGAGAGGGAGUUGGAUCUCACCUCUCCUGAAGUCGUCACUAAAUAUAAAUCUGCUGCUGAAAUUGUUAACAAGGCAUUGCAGUUAGUGUUGUCUGAAUGCAAGCCGAAGGCUAAGAUUGUUGAUAUCUGUGAGAAAGGGGAUUCUUUUAUCCGAGAGCAAGCAGGAAAUAUGUACAAGAAUGUGAAGAAAAAGAUUGAAAGGGGUGUGGCAUUCCCUACUUGCAUUUCAGUUAAUAACACAGUCUGCCAUUUUUCACCACUGGCCAGUGAUGAGACCGUGUUGGAAGAAGGUGACGUGUUAAAAAUUGAUAUGGGGUGUCACAUAGAUGGUUUUAUUGCGGUUGUUGCGCACACCCAUGUUCUUCAGCAAGGACUGGUUACCGGCAGGGCAGCUGAUGUCAUUGCUGCUGCAAAUACUGCUGCGGAGGUUGCUUUGAGGUUGGUCAGGCCGGGAAAAAAUGUAUGUUCUUGUCGGAGUUUUCCUUUUUUAAAUGAAGUUCGUUAAUUUUUUGACAAUUGA
Molecule: messenger RNA, 586 nt
Organism: Olea europaea var. sylvestris
Lineage: Eukaryota; Viridiplantae; Streptophyta; Magnoliopsida; Lamiales; Oleaceae
Product: ERBB-3 BINDING PROTEIN 1-like
Exons: 4
Coding region: 47-571 (174 amino acids)
Source: RefSeq, a predicted model, not a curated record